Messenger RNA from Lachnellula hyalina, 978 nucleotides. RefSeq names its product Protein transport protein (gene hrf1). Gene Ontology annotation, biological process: endoplasmic reticulum to Golgi vesicle-mediated transport. Gene Ontology annotation, cellular component: Golgi membrane; COPII-coated ER to Golgi transport vesicle; endoplasmic reticulum-Golgi intermediate compartment. The record is from RefSeq and is a predicted model, not a curated record. The coding region runs from base 1 to 978 and encodes 325 amino acids. Lineage: Eukaryota; Fungi; Ascomycota; Leotiomycetes; Helotiales; Lachnaceae. The transcript is spliced from 3 exons.
AUGCAACGAACAAACUAUGGAAACCCUCCUCCCGCAACAUCUCCACCACUUCACCAUCCAGUCCCUCAACACGUUUCUACAGUCCCCCAGCUAAGAUCACCACCUCCUCCUAUGCCUCAGCAUCAGCAAUCGUAUGGAAACCCGUACCAGCCGCAGGCGGGUGUGGGUGCGGGGGGGAAUAAUGCCUUUGGCGCAUAUGGGGGAUUCAUAAACGACCCUACUGCGCAGAUGGGAUUUCAAGUUGGACAGACCGCAUUGAAGCAUGGAACAGAUUACGUAGAACAAAACUUCAACCGCUAUGUCAACGUCUCUGCGCUGAAGCAUUACUUCAACGUCUCGAACUCCUACGUCCUUAAUAAGAUAUUCCUAGUUCUCUUCCCCUGGAGGCAUAAACCAUGGUCCCGCAAGCAAUCAAUAGGCCCAAAUGGUCAGGAGGGAUGGUUUCUGCCUCCGAGAGACGACUUGAACAGUCCGGACAUGUAUAUUCCUAUCAUGGCGCUAGUUACAUAUAUCAUUCUGUCCACAGUCCUAGCGGGUCUCCGAGGCGCAUUCCAACCAGAAUUGUUUGGGUAUACAGCAACAUGGGCUUUGUUCAUUGUUAUUAUUGAGAUCCUAGGUCUCAAGCUUGGAUGUUACCUUUUAUCCAUUUCAAAUGAUUCCCAACUUCUUGACCUGGUUGCCUAUUCGGGGUACAAGUUUGUAGGGAUCAUUGUCACCUUGGUGAUCAGCGAAGUGUUCAACAAAGGAACGGGAACUGGUGGUUGGAUGGGGUGGACAAUAUUCGGAUAUUGUUUUCUAGCAAAUGCUCUAUUCCUAUUGCGGUCUUUAAAAUACGUCCUUCUUCCAGAGAACUCCAGCGACGAACGAGGAACAAUGCAAACGGUGGCACGAUCACAAAAGAGCCGAAGAACCCAAUUUCUCUUCUUAUACUCAUACCCUGUACAACUGAUCUUCAUGUGGGCGCUUACAUCGAUGUGA